AAAAAAUAAAAGACCGACGACGGUCUUGCAAGUCUCAAUCGCCAAAAAGUCCAACAAAAUACACCGGAAAUUUGUGUGCCAUUAUUUUCCUGUGUUUAUUAACUAAAAAUAUAUCUCUUAUUACAAUCAUAUUCAUUUAUUUAUCUUAAAACGUUGAUCUACAUUCUUUUAAUUGACCCCAAAAAAACACAAAAGAAAAAACCAAAUAUAAAAUCAAUUUGUUGGCAACCUACUUUGUAUGUGUUUGGUGCUGCUAAAAUUUGGUCAAAUAAACGCAGUCGCAAAAGUACAUAAUACUAUCUCACAAAGAAGAAACCAACAAUACUAAUUAAACAGAGACAAAUAGUAUUGUCAUUUUUUUUCUGAUAGACAAAAAAAUUUCCCUUUCAGAACAAAUUGAUAAUCGCGUAGUUUUCUUCGUGUUUUCGUCAAGUAAAGUACUCUUGGAAUCGAAAGUCGAAUCGCGACGGUCUGAAAUAGAAGUGAAAAAAAUAUAUAUAAUAUACAAAAAAAAAAAAAAACACCACAAAGAUCAAUUAUUUGUCGGGCUCCACACUUUUCCGGAAAGAACUAAUCGUCGUCCGCUGGAAAAGUGUGUGCAAAACUGAUUGAUUUGAAACUGAAACAAUCAUGGAUACGUUAAUUCCAAUUGUUAAUAAGCUGCAAGAUGCAUUUACCCAACUGGGUGUGCAUAUGCAGUUGGAUUUGCCUCAGAUUGCUGUAGUGGGCGGACAAUCGGCUGGAAAGUCUUCUGUGUUGGAGAAUUUUGUUGGGAAAGAUUUCUUACCCCGAGGUUCUGGAAUCGUUACUCGCCGACCUUUGAUUUUACAAUUAAUCAAUGGCGUGGCAGAAUAUGGAGAGUUUCUUCAUUGCAAGGGUAAGAAAUUUACCGACUUUAAUGAAAUUCGAAGUGAAAUCGAAGCUGAAACUGAUCGUGUGACUGGAAGCAAUAAGGGAAUUUCAAAUAUUCCCAUUAAUUUGCGGGUGUACUCACCACAUGUGCUCAAUUUGACCCUGAUCGAUUUGCCAGGUUUGACAAAAGUGCCAAUCGGUGAUCAGCCAGCUGAUAUUGAACAACAAAUCAAGGGAAUGAUUUUCCAAUUUAUUCGCAAGGAGACCUGCCUUAUUUUGGCUGUAACUCCGGCAAAUACAGAUUUGGCAAAUUCAGAUGCUUUAAAAUUGGCCAAAGAGGUUGAUCCUCAGGGUAUUCGAACAAUUGGUGUGAUCACUAAAUUGGAUUUGAUGGAUGAAGGUACUGAUGCAAGAGACAUUCUGGAAAAUAAAUUACUUCCGUUGCGGCGAGGUUAUAUUGGUGUGGUCAAUCGUUCGCAAAAAGAUAUUGAUGGCCGAAAAGAUAUUCAUGCUGCUUUGUCCGGAGAAAGAAAGUUUUUCUUAAGUCAUCCAUCGUACAGACAUAUGGCUGAUCGUUUGGGAACACCAUAUCUUCAGCGUGUACUCAAUCAGCAAUUGACAAAUCAUAUUCGAGAUACAUUGCCAGGCUUGAGGGAUAAAUUACAAAAGCAAAUGUUAACUCUUGAGAAAGAUGUUGAACAAUUCAAACAUUUUAGACCUGAUGAUCCAAGUAUUAAAACCAAAGCUAUGUUGCAAAUGAUUCAACAAUUGCAAUCUGAUUUCGAGAGAACAAUUGAAGGUUCAGGUUCAGCGCUUGUUAACACCAAUGAACUAUCUGGAGGUGCUAAGAUCAAUCGAAUUUUCCAUGAACGGUUACGCUUUGAGAUCGUAAAAAUGUCUUGUGAUGAGAAGGAGCUUCGUCGUGAGAUUUCAUUUGCCAUUCGAAAUAUUCAUGGUAUUCGUGUUGGUUUGUUCACACCUGAUAUGGCUUUUGAGGCGAUUGUAAAACGCCAAAUAUCCCAACUUAAGGAACCCGUGAUAAAGUGUGUUGAUCUAGUCGUACUUGAGUUAUCAACUGUUGUACGCAUGUGCACUGAUAAGAUGUCUCGCUAUCCAAGAUUACGUGAGGUAACCGAAAGUAUUAUUGCCGCACAUAUCCGCCAACGCGAACAGUAUUGCAAAGAACAAAUACUUUUGCUAAUUGAUUUUGAAUUGGCCUACAUGAAUACUAAUCAUGAAGAUUUUAUUGGAUUUGCAAAUGCUCAAAGUAAAUCGGAAAAUGCCAAUAAGACAGGCACACGAGCGCUUGGAAAUCAAGUUAUUCGUAAAGGACACAUGGUCAUUCAAAACUUGGGAAUCAUGAAAGGUGGUUCCCGGCCAUACUGGUUUGUCCUUACAUCGGAGAGCAUUUCCUGGUUUAAGGAUGAAGAUGAAAAAGAGAAGAAGUUUAUGUUGCCUCUUGAUGGAUUGAAACUUAGAGACAUCGAACAAGGAUUCAUGUCCAGACGUCACACAUUUGCAUUGUUCAGUCCCGAUGGGCGCAAUGUUUAUAAGGAUUAUAAACAAUUGGAAUUGUCUUGUGAGAACGUUGACGAAGUAGAUUCGUGGAAAGCAUCAUUUUUGAGAGCUGGUGUUUACCCAGAAAAAGAUGUGACGGCAGAAAACGGUGAUGAGGAUGGACAAGAGGAUUCAAGUGAAUGUGAAACCACUUCAAUGGAUCCACAAUUGGAACGUCAAGUGGAAACAAUUCGUAAUUUGGUUGAUUCUUAUAUGAAAAUCGUCACAAAGACAACACGCGAUAUGGUACCAAAAGCUAUUAUGAUGCUGAUCAUAAAUAAUGCUAAAGACUUUAUAAAUGGUGAACUGUUGGCACAUUUGUACGCAUCUGGAGAUCAAGCACAAAUGAUGGAAGAGAGUGCGGAAUCAGCAGUAAGACGAGAAGAAAUGCUGCGAAUGUACCAUGCAUGCAAAGAAGCUCUCCGAAUCAUUGGUGAUGUAUCAAUGGCCACAGUUUCAACACCAGUUCCGCCACCUGUCAAAAAUGAUUGGCUUCCAAGUGGCUUAGAUAAUCCAAGAUUAUCACCGCCAAGUCCAGGUGGUCCAAGGAAACCAGCACCUCAACAACAGGGCUCAUUGGGAGGCUCAGUUGGAGGUCGCGGACCACCACCACCUCCAGCAAGUGGACGACCAGCACCAGCCAUCCCUAACAGACCUGGUGGCGGUGCACCUCCAUUGCCUGGUGGUCGACCUGGUGGCCAAGCUCUUCCAGCCCCACUUAUUCCAUCACGGCGUUAAGCCACUCCAUCAACUGUAACUAACACAAACGGCAAACAAAGAAAAUUAAUUUAUAUUAAACAUACAAAUUUCAUAAUCUACAUAAUGUUAAAAGAACUUAAAAACUAGUUUAACAAAAAAAAAAAAAAAAAUAGUUUGUGUAAUGUUCAAAAGAAAAAAAAUAUAAAAUUGUAAAAGAAAGAAUUUAUAAUUUCUUUUACAAUUAAUAUAGUAUUUGCGCUUAAAUAUUAGGAGAAUUAUAGCUUAAACAAUAAGUUUAAUUAAAAUCAUGCAAAUGUCGUUUUAAAUUAUUAUUAUUAUAAUUAUUAAUCAAUGUUAAUGUAAAAUUAUUUUACUGAAGUACCUUUUAUAAAUAUGUUAUUUAAAAAAAAAUAUUACAAGCACCUGAAUGUUAUAUAUUGUUGAAAAAUUAUUAAAAAAAAAAAUAAAGAAAUGUAAAACAUUACUUUCAUACAUUUAUUUAUAAAAUACUAAAAAACAAAAAAAAACAAACACGAAUAUACAAACUCAACAGUUUUAUUAUAUUUUUGUUUUUAUCAUUUUUCAUUUUUUUUUUAUUCUUAGAGCUUAAUUGUUUUAUUUAUCCGAAUAGAUGAUGAUCGCAACUUGCAACGAAGAAAUAGUAAAGAAUACAAAUUUAUUUCAAAAAGAAAAAUAAAGUAAAUUUAUUCACAUUGAAUAGAAAAAUAUUGCAAAUUUAAAGUUCAUUGAAAAACAAAAACAAACAAAAAAUACUAUUUGGCUCUGGGUGAUAUUUUGUUUUUGUUUUUUUCUUUUGUGUUAAUGUCAAUCGAUUGCUUUUAUUUGUUUAUUUUAUUUUUAUGUUAUUGUAGUUCUUGUUUGUAAAAUUGUCUUACUUCUUGUUAUAUAACAUAUGAUAUAUUCGUUAAAAUAAAUUAAAUUAUUGAGAGAGAUUAGCAAAAUUAUUAUUAUUGAAGUUUUGUUUAGAUUACCAAUGUACCAAUUUACCAACUUCUGAAUUUUCUAACUAUUGAAUUAUAACCAAAGGGCUAUUGAUUGGAAAAUUGAACUUUCUCUAUGUCCGCUAAAUUAUAGAUAAUCACAUUUAUAUAAGCUUUUCUAUACUCAAAAUUUGAAGUACCUAUGUACGUCUAAUUGCUUCUUCGAGAUAACAGUGAGAUUUCAUAAGAUACCAGUUUUAUAAUAAUUAACAAUAAAUAAUUAAUAUAUUAUCUAUAAUUUUGAGAAAACCAAUUCAUGGCAACAAUAUUAAUAAAAAAGAUUUAAGGGAAAUUAUUUGCUUUCUUACUUAAUGGCAAUUAUAGGAUUGGAAUAAAAAAAAAAAAUGAUGGUUCAAUAUGAAUUGCAUUUUUCUGGAAAUCCA
Episyrphus balteatus (marmalade hoverfly) is the source of this 4492-nucleotide messenger RNA. RefSeq names its product dynamin (gene shi). Lineage: Eukaryota; Metazoa; Arthropoda; Insecta; Diptera; Syrphidae. Gene Ontology annotation, cellular component: synapse; microtubule; plasma membrane. The record is from RefSeq and is a predicted model, not a curated record. Bases 631 to 3147 code for a protein of 838 amino acids. Gene Ontology annotation, molecular function: microtubule binding; GTP binding; GTPase activity. Gene Ontology annotation, biological process: receptor-mediated endocytosis. The transcript has 15 exons.